Fulmarus glacialis (Northern fulmar) is the source of this 933-nucleotide messenger RNA. It is a transcript of the gene NHLRC3, whose product is annotated as NHL repeat containing 3. NCBI's taxonomy places the organism in Eukaryota, Metazoa, Chordata, Aves, Procellariiformes, Procellariidae. The record is from RefSeq and is a predicted model, not a curated record. The transcript is spliced from 6 exons. Gene Ontology annotation, biological process: proteasome-mediated ubiquitin-dependent protein catabolic process; negative regulation of translation; protein polyubiquitination. The coding region runs from base 46 to 933 and encodes 295 amino acids. Gene Ontology annotation, molecular function: ubiquitin protein ligase activity; protein binding; translation repressor activity.
UUAAAAGCAUUUGAUUACUCCUCUGCAUGGAAGGGACAGCAACAAAUGUACAAGCUGGACAUAGGCUGGCCUAAAAUUUCAGAAUACUUCACUGGUCAAACAUUUUGUGUUGCUGUUGACUCUCUUCAUGGUUUGGUCUAUGUGGGACAAAGGGGAGAUAAUGUACCAAAGGUACUUGUAUUCUCAGAGGAAGGCUAUUUUCUUUACUCCUGGAAUAAUACAGUUGAAAUGCCUCAUGGUAUCUUUGUAUUGAACACUGCAACAGAUAGUUCAGUAUGGAUCACAGAUGUAGGAACAGGGAAAUAUGGGCACACUGUGAAACAGUAUAGCCCUUCGGGUAAACUUAUGCAGAUCUUGGGCACGCCAGGUAAUGCUGGUUCAAGUUUGAUUCCCCUACAAUUUGAUCAACCAGCAGAGAUCUUUGUAGAGGAAAGUGGAGAUAUCUAUGUUGUGGAUGGAGACGGAGGAAUGAAUAACAGAUUGCUCAAACUAUCCAACGAUUACAAAGAGAUAUGGCUGACUGGAACAAAUGGGACCGGCAUUGGUCAGUUCAAGAUUCCUCACAGUGUAACAGUGGAUCCUUUUGGACGGGUAUGGGUUGCAGACAGAGACAACAAAAGAAUCCAGGUUUUUGAUAAAGUCACAGGAGAAUGGCUCGGGUCUUGGAACAGCUGUUUUUCAGAAGAUGGACCCUAUUCUGUCAGAUUUUCUGCCAAUUACAAAUACCUGAUUGUAGCUCAGCUGAACAUCAACCGGUUAGCAAUCUUGGCGGCACCACCGGUUGGCUCUAUUGGGGAUUGUGUUACGGUCAACGCAGUCCAGCUGGCAGAUGAAACCAAACCACACCUUGUGGAUGUAGACAUGAAGAGUGGAGCAGUGUAUGUUGCAGAGAUUGGAGCCCAGCAAGUACAAAAAUAUGUACCCUUAAGCUGA